CAUACACAAAUAUCUGCUCUCAAUUUGAGUAUUUAGAGCUUCGAUUGGGUCUGCUCGAUCAACUGAUCUCAAAGCGUGUAAGAGAGACAGAGAGAUGGAGGUGAUCCGACAUUUUAGCCACGAGGAGCAUCCCAUGAUAUUUGUAAAAGAGUUUGGAGGUGAAGGUGUUUGCUUAGGUUGCAAUAAAUCAGUAUGCGCUCCUGCCUACAUAUGCUCCCACUGCAACUUCUUCCUUCACAAGUCGUGCGCCGAGUUAUCCACAGAAAUACAACACCUUGCGCAUCCAAACCACACCCUUCUUCUCCAAAAACCAUCAGAGUCUAAAUUGUGUGAUGCCUGCCGUAGGGACUGCGACAGAUGCUUCUUCUACCACUGCAAUAGUUGCGAUUUCGACAUUGACAUCGAAUGUGCCUCCAAAAGUAAUACUGACGACGGUCACCAACACGAAUUCGUUCCCAUCUUUCAACAGAUCCACUUCACUUGUGAACUCUGUGGUGAGGAUCGCAACAGCGCUGCCCAGGUAUGUCGCAUUUGUCAACUCUUGGUUGACACUCUUUGUACUCAAAUGCCACGUACCAUCAAAAUUAUGGCAGAUCGUCAUUUGCUCACUCUCAUCUAUUCACUUGCUAAAGUCAUCAAGGAGCACGACGAUCAUGUAUUCUGUAAGCUCUGUUAUAAACAGAUCAAACUCAAGUAUGCCGGUUAUUAUUGUCAACAAUGUGAUUUCGUAGCCCACUUGAGUUGCGCACACAAAAAUCGGAUUGGAGCAAAUGAUAUCAUACUCUCAAGCAUAGAGGAGGAGGGUACCAUCUUUAAAGAGGGUGAAGAACUUGAGGAGCUCAAACAUUUCUAUCAUGAACAUAACUUAUUCCUCAGCCGCAACCAAGUGGAGGUUCAUCAUGAACAUAAGCUCUGUGAAGGUUGUAUGCAGUCAAUUUCCCCCCCACUUUAUACUUGUGAGCAAUGUGAUUACUUUCUCCAUAGCAAAUGUGCUAGACUACCCUUAAAAAAGCAAGACCCAACUCACCCACAUUUGCUUACCCUCUACCAAUUUGGAUUUCAUAUUGGUGACACCGUAGGUUGUAAUGCUUGUCGUCGUCUUAGCCAUGGCUUCGCUUAUGCAUGUCUGGAGUGUAACUACAGUCUUGAUAUCCGAUGUUGUUUGAUUAUGAAAACCCUUCAGCAUGAGGGUCACCAGCACUCCCUCUUCCAUGCUAUAAAUUCGGUUCAAGAGUGCAAUUCUUGUGGUGAGGGGCCUAAGGGCGCCAAUGGUGUAUUUUUAUGCAAGGAAUGCAAUUUUGCCUUGGGUUUUGAAUGUGCAACACUCCCACUCAAAGUUGAGUAUGAACUUGACCGACAUCCCCUCUUACUUACUUACACUGCUGAAAACGAUUAUGAAGAUUGUUAUUGUUUAAUUUGCGAAAAAGAAAGAAAUCCAAACCAAUGGUUCUAUUACUGUGAAAAAUGCGACUUUGCUGCUCAUCCUCGAUGCAUAGUUGGAAGGCAUCCUUACAUAAAGUAUGGAAGAGAUUUUACUUGGCCCGAUCACCAACACCCUCUCAAUUUUGUCCGAAGAACUGAGGACUCUCGCCCUUGUGAUUCAUGCGGUGAAAUUUUCGAUGAAGAUGUGGCUAUAAACUGUACACAAUGCAAAUCCUUCAUCCAUCUAUGGAUUGAAUGUAUGAAAAAAUUCAGAAUAAAAUAACUUCUUCGCAUUGAUUAGAAAAAUAUCAUUUUGUAAUUUGUUGUACUAGCUAGCAAAUUUGUGUCUAUGCUAGAAAGAGAUCCUCGUAAGUCGUAAUUGUAUAAUUUAUUUUACUAGACUUAUUUCUGCCUCUGCAAGUAGUUUUGGGUUGGCAAAUAAAGUCAUCUUCAAUUAAUUCUCGACCUUCAUUUUACAACUCUCAUUCUUGUUGACAUAUCCUGGGGAUGGAGGUUAUAAUUAAACCACACAUUUCCUCGUUGCAUAAAAUCAUUUGUAAAAUGAAGCUUUGAGAAUUGAAGAGAAGGUGGAUGCCUUUGUUUGCCAACCCAC
Messenger RNA from Corylus avellana, 2035 nucleotides. RefSeq lists its product as uncharacterized. The record is from RefSeq and is a predicted model, not a curated record. Lineage: Eukaryota; Viridiplantae; Streptophyta; Magnoliopsida; Fagales; Betulaceae.